CAAUCUUUACACUGAAGAAGAGAGUAAAUAAAGUAGCACGUCGCCCUGACAGCGAACGAACUCGAAUCGAUCGAAUUACACCGUCUCCUUUGAUUAUCUGAUCGGUUGCGAACUAUACUUUGGAGAAAACUGACACAAGGUUAGAGGGAAAUUUUGAAGUAAAUGGAAUUUGGGGAGCUGUGUGCGAUCUUUGGGCCAGGAGUUGCCGGCGCCGUGUUCGGAGCCGGGUGGUGGUUCUGGGUGGACGCCGUCGUGUGCAGCGCAGUCAAAGUCUCCUUCCUCCACUACCUCCCCGGGAUAUUCGCAUCUCUAGCUGCCUUGAUGUUCAACUGCGUGAGAAAAGAGGAUAUCGAUUACUCUCCUUAUGAUGAAGGCGAAUGGAGAUUGAAGUUAUGGCUUUUCGUUGCGUAUGUUGUGUCAUUUGUUUCUUUGGCUGCCUCGGUUGGUCUUUUGAUACAAGAUGCGCUUGUGGAAAGUGGGCCUUCAGCUUGGACGGGAGUUGCAGGUGUCCUGCAAUGUGUUUUCGUCUUGAUCAGCGGGCUGAUUUAUUGGACAUCGCACUCGGAGUAACAGACCAAAAGUUAACGAACACGUUUAAGAGUAUGGCUGGAAGCUAGAGCCUGAGAGUAUUGUGCAGAAGUUGGUCCUUGGGGGGGGGGGGCAAAAAAAAAUGAUUGUAUGUGUAUAUGUGUUUUCAUGUGAACUAAAAGCAAGGGGGUGAGAAGCAUAUAGUGAUGAGUGGAUGAAUAUGUGAGACUUUUCAUUCCAAGAAUUCUCAAAAGCUCUUUUAAGUUGCAUAUAGUCUGAUGACUGAAGAAGUACUAUCUGUUAUGUGAAUAUUGUUGGCCCCCAUACUAGCGAUCACUUCCAGCAGUACAUUGGUGAAAUAU
Molecule: messenger RNA, 890 nt
Organism: Cuscuta campestris
Lineage: Eukaryota; Viridiplantae; Streptophyta; Magnoliopsida; Solanales; Convolvulaceae
Source: the annotation of a GenBank genome assembly